AACAAGCCCCAGGGAGCCUGCGCUGCACAGCGGUUCCGCCGACCCAAGCAGGCAGCAAGUAUGGAGUGUGGGGACCAAGACCGGGCAGGACCUCGGCUCCCGGAGCUAAGGAGGGGUGGGGGCGUUCGCAGCCGCCGGGUCGGGCCGGGCCGUGGCUCUGCGUCUGGCCAGCUGGGCUGUUGACUCUUUCCCCCUCUCCCCAUCGAGGACCCUCCCUCCUGUCAGCUGCCCCCAAGGCUCUGCUCCCUACGACCAUCGAGGCCCCGAAGGGGAAGAGCCAGCUGUCUGGUGGGAGAUGCCGACUAUCGGGAACCGCAGACAUGGGGGCACAAUGAAGGUGCCCCGGGGUCACCUAGAGGUCUCUAUGUGGCGCCCAGCCUGCCAGGGCCUGAGACCCACUCCGGGGUCUCUGCAUUUCCUCGGUUCAAACACAGCAGCCGGUAGGGCAGGAGAGACAGUUCCUGCAACUGAGUUGAUGAGAAAGUCCCAGUUGCCUGCAGGACUCCGGCAGGGCCGCUGCUCGGGAAAGGGAGUGCGCCUCGGCCGAGCUAAGAGGCUGGGGGUGCGGGACCAAGUCCGACUGCCGGGAGCCCAGCGGGCCGGAGCUGGGGCGCACGGGGCUCCCCAAGGGGCGGUCAGGGCCCCGGGGCCACCUACAGGACGCCCUCUUCCCUCCGCAGGGGGAGGAUGCCGCCGCCGGCGAAGGAGGCCCGGCGCCAGGGCCCGCAGGAGCGAGGCGGGAAGAGCGCACCCGGCGCGGGGCGGGGUUCGGAGGGCACCAAGGCGGAGCCCGCGACGGAGCCCCGAAAGCCGGGCUGGGCCCUGACGCCGCAGGGGCUGGCGGCCUUGCUCCCCGCGCAGCGCCGCCGCCACCUGCUCUUCAGCGACCUCAGGGAGGACGCGGGCGCGGCCGCCUCCACCUUUCAGCGCGCGUCGGUGGAGCCGGGGCACCGCCUGCCCGACCCGCGCCGGUGGACGCAGGCGCUCGAGCUGCCCUCGGAGCGCCAGAACCUGCUCCUGGGCGUCCUCAAGGCGGCAGAGGCCCGCGGGCGAGUCCGCGCCCUGCGGUUGCGCUACACCCGCAUGCGGGCGGAGGAGAUCGAGCUGCUCAUCCAGCAGCAGAAGUCCGCGCGCGCCUCCAUCCGGCUCGAGCUGUUCCUGCCACCACAGCUGAGGCCCACGCGGAUCCCGGACCCCCUGGACCGCCAAGAGCCUGUCCCCCCGCAGCGGAGGCGCGUGGAGGCCAUCCUGGAGGAGAACGUGGACAGCAGCAUCUUCCCGCGGUGACGGCGACCCAGAGCGUGCGACCCGCCCCAACCUCCCACAUAAAGUAAUCGUUCUCCGAA
Molecule: messenger RNA, 1346 nt
Organism: Saimiri boliviensis boliviensis (Bolivian squirrel monkey)
Lineage: Eukaryota; Metazoa; Chordata; Mammalia; Primates; Cebidae
Source: RefSeq, a predicted model, not a curated record